Molecule: messenger RNA, 5836 nt
Organism: Sphaerodactylus townsendi
Lineage: Eukaryota; Metazoa; Chordata; Lepidosauria; Squamata; Sphaerodactylidae
Gene: ITPKB
Product: inositol-trisphosphate 3-kinase B
Exons: 8
Coding region: 530-3115 (861 amino acids)
Biological process (GO): inositol phosphate biosynthetic process
Cellular component (GO): nucleus; cytoplasm
Molecular function (GO): inositol-1,4,5-trisphosphate 3-kinase activity; inositol tetrakisphosphate kinase activity
Source: RefSeq, a predicted model, not a curated record
CCCUCCCUGCUCGCUCGCUCUUUUUUUUCUUCCUGCACAUUCAACAAACAUCGCGCUGAAUGACAAGGGUGGCGUUGGUCAAGAAAAGCCAUUAAGCAGGCUCCCAUCAGUGAACAAAGUCAAGUUCCCGACUCAGCCGGAGAAACAAUUCAUUCGAGGCUCUUUGUUGUUGUUUUUACCCCGUUACACUGUUAAGAGGGAAAGAAAGCAAACACCUCCAAAGCCUCGAUCUGGACGAGGAAAUAAUUGCUUGAGUGUUUUUAAAGUCUGCGCGACGCUAUGCCCGCGCUUUCACCCGAGGAGAUGUGAACUGGUAGGGUGCAUCAGUCUCCAUACAACAGUUGUGUAUGGAGCUCCGGGCCGGGGCCGGCUUCCCUUCCUUGCGCGCCUGGGGCUUCCCGGGCGAUGCCGCCGCCGCCGCCCCUCUCGCCGCCGGCCCCGAGAGGACCUGGGCUGCUCGGCAGAGGCUGAACCCGGGGCAGGAGGAGGAAGCGGCGCCUGUUCCCCCCCGGCGGCCGGACCCAGGACUAUGGCCGUGUCCUGCUACGCGCUCAACAGCCUAGUGGUCAUGAAGAGCGGCGAGGAAGAGGAGAAGCGCGGCGGCGGCGGCAGGAGCAAGACGCCUCCCUUGAUGCGCAGGCAGGUGCAGCAGCCCGCUGUGGGCCGGGCGGGCGAGAGGCAUAGCAGCUACUGCCCGGCGCUCCCCAGGCGCAGCGUCGGCUCCAGCAGCAGCAGCAGCGGCAGCAGCCCGAGCAGCAGUAGCAGCAGCGCCGCCGCCGCCGCCGGGCCGGCUUUCCUUUUCCCCGAGUCGGCCGAAGACGCGGCGGGCGGGCGCGGGACUUCUCGACGCCUGAGCAGCCCCGGCUGGGCGAGCCGCUUCGGGCAAGGGUUGCAGCAGGCGAGCCCUCCGGCUCGGUCCCCCUCUCCGGCCUCGAAGCGGAUCCUCCAGCGGGAGCUGCAGCACGUGCAAGUGACUCAGAAAGUGGGACUCUUCGAGGCGCACAUCCAGGCGCAGAGCUCCGGGGAUCCCGCGCUCCUCCUCCAAAGCCCCCGCCCGGGCAGGAGGAGGUCGCCUUCGCCCAGCCCAGUCCGGCCAGCCCCGUUGUUCGUUGGCAUCCCAGCUGAGGGGACCGGGAAACAGGAGGAGGAAGAGAAGGCGAAGGGACCGGGGAGCCCUUUGUCCCCCUUGGAGAUCAAGGAGGGGACUUUGGAGCAGGAGAGGGUCCAAGGUGCUGGCCGUCUCAAGGCAGAGAAGAGCAGCCACUCUUCUGGUGCUGCUGGUACAAUGGACUCUUCGGUGGAAAAUGGGCUCUUCGGUCUGCAGCGCCCAGAGAACAUGGAGAUGGGUGGCAGGCUCUCCAGAGCGCAAGACUCAAAAGAGGCAGAGAUGGGGAACAGAUUGGCCCAGGCACCCUGCCCCGACGAGGCAGAAGAGGAUGUGUUUUCAAAGAGGCAUUGUUGGGAUGAGAUGGAGACAGCAAAGGGAACAUCUGGGACACAGGGGUUGGGAAAGGUGAGGAGGCUGGGAUCUAGUGGGAGGCAGGACCGGGAUAGGCCGAGUGAGUCCCAGGCGUCAGAAGGGACCAGCAGCGAGAAGCAGCCAAGAGAAGGUGAUGGGAGGUGUUCAGAAGGGCUGGAUGAGGUGAACAGAACCUGCAAGGACUCCGGCUUCUCAGAAGCCCAGCAGGGAACGAGCAGCUUUCCCAGAGGGCAGGGCUUAAAGGCUGGGGAGCUGCCCUUUGGAGAGCAGCUCCAGGAGGCAAGCAUCCUGCCUUGUCCUGCCAGGACUGAUAAGGAGGGCAGCAGCUGCCUGUUGGUUUUGGCAGACUCUAAGCCACUUUCGGAGCUCAUGGCUGAAGUCACCAGAGAUGACCUGCAAGGAAAGCAUCCUGGAGAGCAGCUGUCACCAUCUGCAGAAGCAGGAGCACAAUGGGAGAAACCUCCAGGAGAAGGGGAGAACUGCUGUGGAAGAGGCAGCAGCGGCAUCCCUGCAGUCAUUGUUACUGACCUGGGCACUCAGGAGGAGGGAGAAGCGGGAGAGAGCCCCCCACAAAAUAUGCCCAUCAGGAAACUAUCUUCUUCCUCUGCUUCUUCCACUGGCUUUUCCUCAUCCUGGGAAGAGUCGGAGGAAGACAUUUCCAGUGAUCCAGAGCGGUCGUUGGAUCAGAGUCCAGCCUUUCUGCAGACCCUGGAUAAGCCAAAAGUGAGCAAAUCAUGGCGGAAGAUAAAGAACAUGGUGCACUGGUCCCCAUUUGUAAUGUCCUUCAAGAAGAAAUAUCCUUGGAUCCAACUAGCAGGACAUGCAGGUAGCUUCAAAGCUGCAGCAAAUGGGAGGAUCUUGAAGAAGCAUUGUGAAUCUGAACAGCGCUGCUUGGACCGCCUGAUGAAUGAUGUCCUUAGGCCUUAUGUUCCUGCCUACCAUGGGGACAUAGUGAAAGAUGGGGAGCGAUACAAUCAGAUGGAAGAUCUGCUAGCUGAAUUCGACUCUCCCUGUGUUAUGGACUGCAAGAUGGGAGUCAGAACCUACUUGGAGGAAGAACUAACAAAGGCCAGAAAGAAACCAAGUUUACGAAAGGACAUGUAUCAAAAGAUGAUCGAAGUAGAUCCUGAGGCUCCAACUGAAGAGGAGAAUGCUCAACAUGCAGUAACCAAGCCCCGAUACAUGCAGUGGAGAGAAACCAUAAGUUCCACAGCAACUCUGGGGUUCAGAAUUGAAGGAAUAAAGAAAGAAGAUGGCACUGUAAACAGGGAUUUUAAGAAGACCAAGACAAAAGAACAGGUCAUGGAAGCCUUCAGGGAAUUCACCAAAGGAAACUGUAAUAUUCUGAACACUUACCUUAAUCGGUUGAAGGGGAUACGUGCCACCUUGGAAACAUCGCCAUUCUUUAAGUGCCAUGAGGUCAUUGGGAGUUCCCUCCUCUUCAUUCAUGACAAGAGGGAGCAAGCCAAAGUCUGGAUGAUAGAUUUUGGGAAAACCACGCCACUUCCGGAGGGCCAAGUCCUCGAGCACAGUGUGCCCUGGGUGGAAGGGAACAGGGAGGAUGGCUACCUCUGGGGACUGGAUAACCUCAUUGAGAUCCUAACAGAGCUGGCUCAGAGUGAAGACUUGCAUUAAAGCCAAAAGUCCAACCCUACAGCUACCCAGGACCAGCCCUUCAAACUGACUUUCUGAACUGCACUACAAGACACUUUCCUCCCACCUUCUCCCUUCCAGUCUAAAAGUUAGAAACCCUUCUAUUUAAGGUGUAAAUACAUUCAUUCCCUGCCACAACAAAUGCUUAACGUGAAGCUUCACUCGGAGGAUGGAAGCAGAUAGCAAAUACUUGCCACUACCGGUUGAACUUUUAUGCCAUGACUUGCAUAACUUUUCCACAGUAGACUAUCUGGCUCCUGCCUUGUAUGUGUUUUAAUACAAAAAGCCUCUUAAUAUAAGGAUUUAUACAGCUCUCGUAUAUUCUUCAGCUGAAUGAAGAUGGUGUCCGAAUCAUGUUAAAAAUUUUAUCUAGCUACCAGGUCCAGAAGGAUUCAUUUGUGGCUAGUUGCUGCCCCCUUGUGUCCAAAGCUGGUAUAUUAUUUGGACAUGAAGUUAAAGAUAUAUAUUCAAAUUGCAUUUUCUGUGUGGAUCAUAGGUGCUCUUCCUGUAUUUUUACUUACUAACCUCCUUAUACCUAGAAAGCUGGCUGUAAAAAGCCUUUAGAAACAAUACCAGGUCAAUGUAUAUUCAGUAAUUUCUAGGCAGCUUAUAACUAUUAUGCAGUAUUUGAGCGGCUGUGUGGACUAUAAAGCUGCUUCCAUGGUUCACAUUUAACUUGAUGCAAUUGUUGAGGUGGAUUUAGCCUGGUGGGGCAAAAUCCUUUGCUGAAAACUUCCAUUGCUUUGGAGCAACCUGAGAGCAUGUCAGGGCACAGGACAGACACGGAGUGGGAAGGACUGUAGCAGUCAUCAUUUAGGUGCCUCUGUUAACAUUGCAGGCUCUUUAACAACCAUAAGCAAUUUCUCAGGUGCGUUUUUGCAAAAUAUUCCAUUUUCAUAUUUCAGAGUGGUGUUAACUAGAUCUAAAAGAGCAUUUUUUUUGCAAGUAGAAUUCUAGAACUGUGAGCUUACAUACCUUUCAUCCAUCUGCAAGGAACAUGAAAAGGAAAGGAGUUGGGACCUCACUGAGUACUGAAUGUCUGAUUUAAGGCUCUCCCUUCAGUCCCACGAAUGUAACCACAAUUUGUCUGUUUGGCUUUCUCACGGCCAGAUUAGCUGUGCCUGUUUCUAAAAUUCCUGGCUUUUCCCAGAUAUCAGGCAAGUGUGACCCCAGUUUGAAUCAGGACCAUGAGGAAGGCCUUAAGCCUUUCUUGGGGAGCUACUAUUUGUACAUGCCAGUUUCCCUAACAAGGCCAGUUCCCCUAGCAACUCUCCAAGGCCAUAUCAGGUUGGGGAAGUCACAUGGGGGGAGGGAGCAUAAAACCCCACCCUCACCUCAUGGCAUGGUCCCAACCCAAACUAGGCCCACAUAUGUCUGGUUAUUGUUUUCUUAAUAGUGCAGGAAGCUUCCUGAAAUGGGCACAUCUGAUUUGGCCACACACAUGAAUGAUGCCUAUGCAGCUUUUAGUCUUGUGAAAACAUUUGCCUCUUUAGUUUAGGAUGGAACCUAUUUUAUAACUUCCUGGAACAUCUGAACUAAGCAGAUUACUUGCAUCAGAACUGGCUUGCUAAAAGGUCAACGGCUGACAGAACAGUAGGGAGGGGAAGGGCUGCUGGUGUGUUUUAAUUUCUCAAGGAAAGUAAGUGCUGCAGAAACCCUGCCAGGGAGAAUUGUGUUUGGUUUACCCUACAAAUCAUCCUGAACUGGUUUUCUAGCUGGCUUCAGUCCUGACAUUUUAAAACUUCUGUCAGUUCAUGAUACAUAUCAUAUACCUCUAAAACAUGCUGUUACUAUACCCUGUUCCACACCCGCCAUCUCCUCCUGCCCCACCCUCCACGGUCCCCCCCCCCAACUUGUGGUUUCAUCUGGACCAGGCUGCGACAAGUGGAGUACAUUGGGGAGGGGGCAGGAGGAAAUGACAGAUGAAGUUGUAAGUAGUGAUGCCUCCCUUGCAAUGGGAUGGCCACAGUUUCUGUCCCUGCAGCAAGAGUCUCUGGCACUGAGGUGGUGGGCAAUGUCAUCGGCCCUUAGCUGGUAUGCAGUCUCUGCUCAGACCUUGCAGAAGGACUCAGCUCUCCUGGGGUUCCUCUGUUCAUAUCUUGCUGGGCACAUGUCUGUUGUUCUUCAGUGCUGUUGUAAAUAGCUGCUCUGUUCAACUGCUUUUCCCCUUCAGGCUUCCUAUGCUGUUUAAUAAUAGCCUCUGUGGAAGUGUCUUAUGGACUAGUCUCUGUUCCGUCUGUGUCAUGGAAAAGUGUUCGGGUUUUUUAAAGGUUCUAUUUAUUGCUAUUUUUGAAAAGUUGCACAGAACACUAAGUCUUAAAGCAUGGAAUCUUUUUUUUAAGUUUAGUUUUAAAAACAUUUUUCCACCUUUGUGGAAGGGGAAAAGUCCUUGAAGCAGCAUAAGUUUAUAUCAUUUUAAAACUGUAAUUAGCUUUUAAAUUGCUUCUAUUAGUCACUGUUUUAAAAAAAAGUAAGCUUGUUUGCAAAACCAGAUUCCUUGCUUUGUUGUUUUAAAAGAAGUGAAAUAUUUCUCCAGAUGUCUUUUGACCUUCCUGGAGGCUGGAACUGUUGCUGUGAGGUAGUUUCUCCUCUCCCAAUUUCUCCCUGAUUAGCAAUGACACAAAGAACUUGCAGAAUUAUAAAACACCACCAACGCACAGUGCCUGUAAGUCAAAUAACUCAAAAUAAAGGCAUACAAAAGGG